AUGCCUGAAGUUUAUGAUCCGCAGAACUUUCAGCGCAUGAAUGAAGGAAGGUUCAACAUGAUAGUGGAUGUUUUUUUGAACAUGUUCAUCGUUAUCUCCGUCGUUUCUACAUGCUUUUUCUUGUACAUAAUGCAUAUUACCAAAAUGCUGCAUAGUAAUUUGAAGUUUACUUUGGUAAGUUCAAGCAUAAUUAUACGCCUUCUUUAGCAAAGAAAAUUAUUUGUUUACUACAAUAAUAAUAUCUUUUUCCAGAUGUUUUUAUCGAUUACUCUCCGCCUUAUGACGGUGACUCGAGCAGUAGCCGACUUUGCGUACCUCAUGGACAGCACUGCCCAAAUUACUUACUACAUCUGCGAAUCGAUGAGCUUCUGCCAUCUACUGUCCAUGGGAUUCGUGCAGCUUUCGUUUGCGGCGUUGGUCAUCGAGCGCGCGUUGGCAACAAUCUACCAUGCGAAUUACGAAUUGUGGGGCAACAAGCUGGCUAAAGUCGUUAUUGGUCUGUUCACAAUCAAUGCUGUAGGUUUUUGCCUUACAUGUCUGCUGCUGAAAUCGUAUGGAAUUGUAAGGGCCGAGGAGAACUUUCCAACGUGCAUUAUAGUGUUCAAAUGCCCGGUGUUUACCAUUUAUAGGUAAGUUAGUAUUCGAAGAUCACUGCAGCGACUUGUUUCAAAUCAUAUUUUAGGGUUAAGUGUCGACUUCUUGGCCAUUUUUUCCUUGACUGACAAGAGAAGUACCCCAAGUGCGACGCUCAGAUUUUGAUGAAACUUGGCACAAAUUUAGGAUAUUUUUUUUAAAAAUAUGCGAGAAUCUUAGCUCGCGCUUUGCAGAAACAACCGAGAUUUUUUGAUCGAAAGUUGGCGAAUUUUUAACACCUUUUGUUGAAUUUCGGCACGAAAAGUUUCAUGCCGAAUUCUACCAUAGAGGGUAAUGUUUCCAUAAAAAAUCAAUUUUUUCCGCACGAAACUAGCAAAGUUAUGGCCAAAAAGCGUUUUUCUCUCUUACCGCUCUCCGCGCUUAGCGUACUCUCUCGGCGGCGGCGCUUGCAAAGCGCGAGCUAAAACUUUCAGGAAUUGAUACUUAUUAUAUGUAGUUCAUGACCAACGUGUGUGCAGAAUUUAAAGAAAAUCUGAGCGUCGCACUUGGGGUACUUCCCUUGUGAGCAUUGAAAACCUAGAAAGAUAUUUGAAGCCUCUGUUUCAGCUGGGCUGUUUUCGGCCUAACAAUGUUACUGGGCGCUGGUCCCAUCGUUUGGCUCUACUACUACAACAAGAAAAUGUGCCUCUUCCGAGCCAACGGAUCUUUAACAACUCGUUAUCAAUAUCAUGACAACGUGGUCAUCCUUCGAAUCUACGCUCCCGUUAUUGUCUUCGCGGUGUUUGGAAUCGGCUUGGUUUGCAUGGUAAUCGUUCUCACUGCUGGGAUAAAGCUUCUACAUCAUGAAACGUUGAGUCUCGAAAUGUACACGCUCUUCAAGGCAAGGAUGAGUUUUUUAAAGCUAAUUUUACGUCGUUUGAUGCAACAAAGACUUGCAGAACUGUGUGUAGUGAAUUAAGGAUUCUAUUUUAGUGCACCUUUGUAAUGAGCGACAUCGCAGCGACGAGUAUCGAGACUGUUUUGAUUCGUUUCCAUCCUGUUCUUUGGCUCAAUGCCCGGCGAUGUUUCCCUUGCUUCUUUAAGGCCGAAAAGGUUGGAGAAGGUCCGAAGGAGACGGAGAUUGCGUACGGACCCGACUUCCAUUUCAAUCAGCUCACGGCGAGUUGGAAAUAG
Messenger RNA from Bursaphelenchus xylophilus (pine wood nematode), 1767 nucleotides. The record is from the annotation of a GenBank genome assembly. NCBI's taxonomy places the organism in Eukaryota, Metazoa, Nematoda, Chromadorea, Rhabditida, Aphelenchoididae.